UAGAAUGACUGCCUGAAAGGCAACAUUGCCUGAGUCGCCAUUGAGAGCCAGCGCAUAUUUGAUAUUGUAGAAAUUAUCCGUUGAAGGCUAACCAGUGUUUACUAUUGAGACGAGGAGACAAGGACAACACUACACAACACGGCUUUAGCUCAAAUAGACGUAUUUGACAGGUUUAGACUGUGUGUGUUUACAAAAACAUCGUUUCAUAUCCGUGUAUGACACUUUUUGCCAGGGUUCUUUGUGUGUCGACAAUGGUUUGUUUUUCUCCGUCAGGAUCUCUCAUGAUGAUCGGAUCCUUUUAAAUGAAUGAUAGAGAUUUUAGUCAUCUUGCUUAAAAGGGCGGAAGUCUGGUUGGAGUGAUUGAGGGCAGAAAGGAGGGGGAAAGACAGGAUUUCAACAUUUAGACAACAAGGAGUUUGGAAAGGAGAUGGGGAAUUGUCUGAAAUCUCCCACUUCGGAUGAUAUCUCCUUGCUCCACGAAUCACAGUCAGACAGGGCCAGUUUCGGUGACGCCAACGAUCCGGAUCAGGAGCCGCCACCUCCAUACCAGGAGCAGAUCCAUGUGCCCGUUUAUCACCCCACUCCCAGCCAGGCCCGGCUGGCAACUCAACUGACCGAAGAGGAGCAAGUCCGAAUCGCUCAAAGGAUCGGCCUCAUCCAGCAUCUUCCCAAAGGUGUCUACGAUCCAGGCAGUGACGGCACUGAGAAAAAGAUUCGAGAGUGUGUGAUCUGCAUGAUGGACUUUGUGUACGGAGACCCCAUCCGGUUCCUCCCCUGCAUGCACAUCUACCACCUGGACUGCAUAGAUGACUGGCUGAUGAGGUCCUUCACGUGUCCCUCCUGUAUGGAGCCUGUAGAUGCUGCCUUGCUCUCAUCCUACGAAACUAACUGACUACUGCCUGCACUGAUCCCCGCCCUACACACACAAACACAAACACACACAUACACACACAACCCUUGAGUCCUGUCCUCACACGGCCCCUUUGCAUAAGGAGACAAAGUGUCUGCUCGACUGGGGCGUGGGAUGGUGUGCCUGUCUCAUCAUGGGAUAAAGGAGGCCGCACUGAUAAUUUAAACCUCUCCUGCAUGGUCCUGCUGGACAGGGAAAUCUGCAGGAGCCCUUUUGCACCCUGACGACUUUAUCAUGUGAUUCUUUUGUCUCUCAUCGACAACAGCCAGACAAGCCGGUCACGCACCUUUCCACUGUAGCAACACUUACACUGGAAGGAGACAAACCUUCGAGAAACAUACUGGAGGACUUUUAAAAACACGUCUUUAACAUUCAAUCUCUAUUUAUUUCUCUCUCAGUGUCUGUUUCCAUAAAGGGCUUGUUUGAUUUCUGCCGAAGCUGCAGUGGAGCAAAAACGAAUGGCAUUGCACAUAAACAUGCAAAGAAAGGAAAAAAAAAAAAAGUCUCAUCAUGAAGUUUGCACUUUUGACUCAAAGAAUUAAGCCCAACUGUACACACACAAACACACACAAAAAACACAUGUAAAUGUGCAUCACAUAAGACUUUUAUUUAACCACAUGUUAGCUUUUGAGUUUGUAUGUCUGUUUGGUUGUUUUAAACUACACAGUGAACAUUCCAGCUACCCAACGUGUUGAGAAAUGAACAUUUUUCUCACAUGUGACCAUUAAAUCUGAAUUUUAGAUAAUUUAUAUAUAAUAAUAAUAAUAAUAAAUAAUAAUAAUAAUAAUAAUAAUAAUAAUUAUUAUUAUUAUUAUUAUUAUUAUUAUUAUUAUUAAUUAUAAUAGAUUAUAUACACUAACAGUCAAAAGUUUAAAAGUUUUUGAACAGUAAGAUUUGUAGUGUUUUUUUUUUUUUUUUUUUUUUUUGUAAGUCUCUUUAAAAAAGCCUAUAUUUAUUUGAUACAAAGUACAGCAAAAACAAUACAAUUUUGAAAUAUUUUUACCAUUUAAAAUAACUGUUUUCUAUUUGAAUAUAUUUUAAAAUCUAAUUUAUUCCUGUGAUUUUAAAGCUGAAUUUUCAGCGUCAUUACUCCAGUCUUCGGUGUCACAUCUUCCUCCAGAAAUCAUUCUAAUAUGCUGAUUUGCCGUUCAAAAAAACAUUUUAUUUUAUUAUUAAUAUAGCAACAGUUAAGAACUUUUUUUUUUUUUCAUGAUUUGUUGAUGAAUAUAAAGAUCAGAAGAUAAGCAUUUAUCUGAAAUGAUAGAAAUUAAUACGUUUAAUUUAGCAAAGAUGCUUUAAAUUGAUCAAAAGUGUUGUUAAAGACAUUUAUAAUGUUACAAAAAAUGUUUAUUUUAGAUAAAUGCUGUUAUUCUAAACUUUCUAUUCAUCAAAGAAACCUGAAAAAAUUCUGUUCAGCUGUUUUCAACAUCAUAAUUAUAAUGAUAAUAAUAAUAAAUGUUUUUGAGCAGCAAAUCAGAAUGUUAUAAUGAUUUCUGAAAGAUCAUGUGACUGGAGUAAUAACGCUAGAAAUUUAGCUUUGAAAGCACAGGAAUAAAUGACAUUUUAAUAAAUUUACAUUUUUUAAAUAUAUUCAAAUAGAAAACAGUUAUUUUAAAUAGUAAAAAUAUUUCAAAAUGUUACUGUUUUUGCUGUACUUUAAAUCAAAUAAAUGCAGGCUUGGUGUGCAAAAGAGAAAAAAACAGUAAAAAUCUUACUGUUCAAAAACUUUUGACUGGUAGUGUAUAUAUACAUGUUGUUUUUGUUUUUGCAUUAAAAUCUCACAUAUUGGUCAAGCUGAAAUGUUUUGUUGCUGUUUGCUUUGUGAAUCAUGUUUUUUGUUUUUUCCUUUAGUUUUAAAAUCAUCAAUACUGUUUAAUGUAGUAACGCAACCGAAAAAUGUAUUUAUCGACAAAAAACACUGAAGUCAUCGAAAGUCUGAAGGUGGCUAUGAGGUCAACCUAGAAUGAUAAAGCAAUGUAGGCUGUAGUGACUCACAAAAGUACACGUAUGAGUGUGCAAAACUGCUCAUUAAUAAUUUCACUUUUUCGCUGGUGCACUUGUGUGUUUAGUUAACUUUAUUGUACAUAGUGCGAUGAUAUAUAUAUAUAUAUAUAUAUAUAUAUAUAUAUAUAUAUAUAUAUAUAUAUUUUAGUGACUUUUAUUUGAAUUUUCAGUACCAGAUACUUUAAAAGAAGUCUUUAUGAUGUCAUAAGGGACUCAUAAGCUUAGAAACAAACAAACAAACAAAUAUUUAGUUUGAAUCCUCAUGGGUUCAGCUAAGUCAGUCCCCUCUUGUCGUUUGUGAGGUGUAAAAAAGUUUUCUCACAGACUUCAAAUUCUUGGCAUAAUUUGCGGAUUUGUUUAAUAUAAGACCACGGGCAGUAUGAUCACACCCAAAACUGGGAUGUGCUUGAAUGGCUGUUUGAUGUUUUUAUUUUAAAUGAAAGAUGGUUUAUGCUUAGUGAAUUUUGCCCAGCCCUCGCUCUGUCUAUAUAUAUAUAUAUUUAAAAAAAAGCACAAGAGAGCAUAGAAAUCAAGGAGUCUCUAUUUUUCUUAACUCUCAAAUUUUAUAUAAAGACAACGUAAUUGCUAGAAAUUAGAAGUGGUAGUAGGUAAUGCGCCUUUGGCAUUAAAUCUGUCCCCUUAAUUAUUCAAAACGGAAAAAAAAGGUCUGGUGGUUAGUGGCUGCUAUUGAAGUGAAGAUUUUCGGUUUUUCCUCGUGUUUGAACUCAUGCCUCGUGUGGAGUGACUGUAAGUGUGUAGUUAAUGAAGGUGAGGGAUAUAUUCUUCAAUCCAUUGACAUGGUUUUGCACAGUACUUUUAGUUGUAGUUUUUGUCUUUUUUCUUUUUUUUUUUUUUUGUUUUUUUCCCUGUCUCUCCAUACAACGUGGAGCUCCAUUGCCUUAGACCAGACAAGCAGGAGGCUUUUAACUGGACAUCCUGGGCUGACGGGGGCUCUACACCAGCAUCGGGAGGACAGAGUAAUGAUGGUGAUGAUGAUGAAUGAGCAUCUGGACGUAAUAAAUCACGCUCACAGACACUUUUUGCUCCUGAGAGACAAGUCAUCAAUGCAAUGCCAUACAUGAAACUGAUUCUCCAUGAUGUGCUGGGAG
Labeo rohita (rohu) is the source of this 4023-nucleotide messenger RNA. RefSeq names its product ring finger protein 11b (gene rnf11b). Bases 428 to 892 code for a protein of 154 amino acids. The record is from RefSeq and is a predicted model, not a curated record. Lineage: Eukaryota; Metazoa; Chordata; Actinopteri; Cypriniformes; Cyprinidae. The transcript has 3 exons.